AGUGUGCGAGGCGAAAUCUGCCUAGCAACCGGGGAAGCCGGGCUGUGAAGCGGGCAAUUUCAGUGUGAGACUGAGCCGCGAGACUGAGCUGCGGCUCCGAGCGCUGCGCGGCGGCUCCUCCCGCCCAGGGUCAGCGCCCCGGCGCGCGCACGCGCACCCCCGCCGCCCGAGCGCGCCCCGCGCCGCCCGCGCAGUCGGUCGGUCUGUCGUCUGUCCUGUCGCCGCUGCCGCCGCCGCCACAGCGGCCGCCGCGGGCGCCACCUGAGGGAGUCGCCUCCGCGGGACGCCACAAGACCUGACCGGACUGCGCCGCCCGAGGCCGUCGGCCGCUGUCGGCGAGGGCGCCGAGCAACUUCGAUGGAGUCUUAUUCUGUCGCCAGGCUGGAGUGCAGUGGUGUGAUCUCGGCUCACUGCAGCCUCCGCCUCCCAGGUUCAAGCGAUUCUCCUGCCUCAGCCUGCUGAGUAGCUGCGACUACAGGCGUGCGUCACCACACCCAGCUAAUUUUUGUAUUUUUAAUAGGGACAUUUUUAGUAUUUUUAGGGUUUUACCAUGUUGGCCAGGAUGGACUCGAUCUCCUGACCUCAUGAUCCACCUGCCUCAGCCUCUCGAAGUGCUGGGACUACAGGUGUGAGCCACCGUACCCAGCCUCGAAGGUUGGUCAGCACAUUGUCUCAAGUAGCCUUUUGAUGUCACUGUGGCCAUGGCCAACUGGUAGGACCAGCACCCCAUACCCCGAAGCCAGUUCAGAAUGACCGAAGAAGCAUGCCGAACACGGAGUCAGAAACGAGCGCUUGAACGGGACCCAACAGAGGACGAUGUGGAGAGCAAGAAAAUAAAAAUGGAGAGAGGAUUGUUGGCUUCAGAUUUAAACACUGAUGGAGACAUGAGGGUGACACCUGAGCCGGGAGCAGGUCCAACCCAAGGAUUGCUGAGGGCAACAGAGGCCACGGCCGUGGCCAUGGGCAGAGGCGAAGGGCUGGUGGGCGAUGGGCCCGUGGACAUGCGCACCUCACACAGUGACAUGAAGUCCGAGAGGAGACCCCCCUCACCUGACGUGAUUGUGCUCUCCGACAACGAGCAGCCUUCGAGCCCGAGAGUGAAUGGGCUGACCACGGUGGCCUUGAAGGAGACUAGCACCGAGGCCCUCAUGAAAAGCAGUCCUGAAGAACGAGAAAGGAUGAUCAAGCAGCUGAAGGAAGAAUUGAGGUUAGAAGAAGCAAAACUCGUUUUGUUGAAAAAGUUGCGGCAGAGUCAAAUACAAAAGGAAGCCACCGCCCAGAAGCCCACAGGUUCUGUUGGGAGCACCGUGACCACCCCUCCCCCGCUUGUUCGGGGCACCCAGAACAUUCCUGCUGGCAAGCCAUCACUCCAGACCUCUUCAGCUCGGAUGCCCGGCAGUGUCAUACCCCCGCCCCUGGUCCGAGGUGGGCAGCAGGCGUCCUCGAAGCUGGGGCCACAGGCGAGCUCGCAGGUCGUCAUGCCCCCACUCGUCAGGGGGGCUCAGCAAAUCCACAGCAUUAGGCAACAUUCCAGCACAGGGCCACCGCCUCUCCUCCUGGCCCCCCGGGCGUCGGUGCCCAGUGUGCAGAUUCAGGGACAGAGGAUCAUCCAGCAGGGCCUCAUCCGCGUCGCCAAUGUUCCCAACACCAGCCUGCUCGUCAACAUCCCACAGCCCACCCCAGCAUCACUGAAGGGGACAACAGCCACCUCCGCUCAGGCCAACUCCACCCCCACUAGUGUGGCCUCUGUGGUCACCUCUGCUGAGUCUCCAGCAAGCCGACAGGCGGCCGCCAAGCUGGCGCUGCGCAAACAGCUGGAGAAGACGCUACUCGAGAUCCCCCCACCCAAGCCCCCAGCCCCAGAGAUGAACUUCCUGCCCAGCGCCGCCAACAACGAGUUCAUCUACCUGGUCGGCCUGGAGGAGGUGGUGCAGAACCUACUGGAGACACAAGCAGGCAGGAUGUCAGCCGCCACUGUGCUGUCCCGGGAGCCCUACAUGUGUGCACAGUGCAAGACGGACUUCACCUGCCGCUGGCGGGAGGAGAAGAGCGGCGCCAUCAUGUGUGAGAACUGCAUGACAACCAACCAGAAGAAGGCGCUCAAGGUGGAGCACACCAGCCGGCUGAAGGCCGCCUUUGUGAAGGCGCUGCAGCAGGAACAGGAGAUUGAGCAGCGGCUCCUGCAGCAGGGCACGGCCCCUGCACAGGCCAAGGCCGAGCCCACCGCCGCCCCACACCCCGCGCUGAAGCAGGUCAUAAAACCCCGGCGUAAGUUGGCGUUCCGCUCAGGAGAGGCCCGCGACUGGAGUAACGGGGCUGUGCUACAGGCCUCCAGCCAGCUGUCCCGGGGUUCGGCCACGACGCCCCGAGGUGUCCUGCACACGUUCAGUCCGUCACCCAAACUGCAGAACUCAGCCUCGGCCACAGCCCUGGUCAGCAGGACCGGCAGACAUUCUGAGAGAACCGUGAGCGCCGGCAAGGGCAGCGCCACCUCCAACUGGAAGAAGACGCCCCUCAGCACAGGCGGGACCCUUGCGUUUGUCAGCCCAAGCCUGGCGGUGCACAAGAGCUCCUCGGCCGUGGACCGCCAGCGAGAAUACCUCCUGGACAUGAUCCCACCCCGCUCCAUCCCCCAGUCAGCCACGUGGAAAUAGUGCGAGCCAGGCCCCGUGGAAGACGGGCUCCCUCCUCCCCCACCUGGCCCCUGGUCUAGAAGGACCCACUGCACCACCCUCCGCUGGCUCGGGAAGACACCGUGCCCGCCCCAAGAGCAAGCACCGGCCAUGCUGCAGAGGCAAGACCUCAAUUCUUGGCUGCAAAGUUUCAUCAGGGCUAGAGGGCUGGUGCCGCCUCAUAGGCAGACGAGGAUCAUCGCUGGGGGACCUUUCCCGUGGGCUUUCUUCCUUUCUCUCUUUGCCUUUAGUUUGCCCGACACCAGCAGAAAAGUGGACCUUGGGGGCUGGUUCUGCUCCUGGCCCCCUUGUUCGGCCCCUGCCGGCACACGGGCGGCUCACCCUGGACACUGUGACGCGCAUGGGCAAGGCCAGCGCCCGGGGCUUCUGAACCGAGCGGGGCGUUUCAUUUUUUUGCUUUUCCCUGUCUUAGGCUCCCAAUCUUUGACUACCUUCCCAUGGCGAUCUAUAAGUUGAAAGAUUUUUUUUUUUUUUAAUCACCUCAUGAUGAUGGAGUUAAAAGUAAACCGUGCAGAGACCCUGGGGUCCCUGUUGUACGCUGCAUCGUCCCGCUGGCCCUGUGCCCUGGAGGGUGGGCGGCUCGUGGUGCCACAGCCCCUGGCAGGGACGGCCGGCCCGCCCCCGUGACUGACUGACAGAUGCAGGGAUGGCCGAGGCAGCCCUCGCUCCAGCCGAACGCCUCCAUUGCUGCUUGUUCUGGAGACCCCCGCCCCCGGACCUUCCAGACUUAGCAGAAGAACAAACUGAAGAACAGACCCAGCCAGAGAAGCAGGGAUUCCAGAAGCUGCCCAUGAAGGGAGAAGGAGAGGAUCCGGUCGGCAGCAGCCCUGAGCAGGAAGCUGGAGGGGGGACUGUCGCGGGGUUUUUCUGUUGUGGUUUAUUUUAUUAAAUUUUUUCCUUUUUUCUAUUCAUUUCGAUGGACGCAAUCUUACGCCACCCUGGCCUUGCUCCUGGGAGGUGAGCGUGCACAGGUGUGUGCAGGUCAGGAGGUGCCGUCCAGGUGUGCGGCGAGCCGCUGCGCACAGAUGUCAGGAUUUCCGUUUGGGUCUAGUUUAGAACCUGUCCUUAAACCUAGGGGUUGCUGUCAGGAUUUGCUUUCAGACUUUUUUUUUUGUAAUUCCCUUUAGAGUCUACAAAAAUGUUUUUAAAAGGAUCAGGUCUGCUUUUAGUUUCAUUUUUGUUUCUUUCCCGUCCCACUCUUUAAAAACUGGUUCCGUGAGGAAAGGCAGAAGCCAUUCCGUGUCUCUUGCAGGCUGGGCCAGCUUCAUGCCAGUGCGAGGGCGUCCCGUGCCCACGUACAUACGUAUGUCUCCAUGAGUUCUGGGCUCCACCGGUUCCAAUUGAGCUCCAGCCCUGGUUUUCCUACCCAUGCAGUUAGGGACUUUAAUUUAAAUUUUUUUUUGUAGGGCCACCGCCUUCAAACACAACUGCUACAACAUUCUAAUAAAGGCUCAUUUAACCCCCAGGCUCCUGUCGUGUGAAUAUCCUCAGUCUGUAGGAAACUUUUUUUGACACACCAUAGAAGACCUAGUUUUGGAAAACAUUAUCUAAUUUUUUGUUGUGCAAAUCCCCAAAUUUCUCACUAAUUUUUGUUUUUUUGUGCAUAACUUUGGAUGGGCUGAAGGAGGUGAGGACAGAUUGGGGAAGGGUGGCUUUCAUUCCAAGAUCCAGGGAUUUGGGGAAAAGGAAGGAAUUUGAUGUUUUUUGGGGUGGGAGGGGAGGGUGUGUUUUUUACACCAAAAAAAAAAAAAAAAAAUCAAGAGUAUGCAAGCAUUUCUAUUCCUCGCAUUUUUCUGUGUGCCUGGCAAAUAAAUACCUGUCUCCUACGA
Molecule: messenger RNA, 4522 nt
Organism: Pan troglodytes (chimpanzee)
Lineage: Eukaryota; Metazoa; Chordata; Mammalia; Primates; Hominidae
Gene: GATAD2A
Product: GATA zinc finger domain containing 2A
Exons: 14
Coding region: 750-2654 (634 amino acids)
Biological process (GO): negative regulation of transcription by RNA polymerase II
Cellular component (GO): NuRD complex
Molecular function (GO): sequence-specific DNA binding
Source: RefSeq, a predicted model, not a curated record